GGCAUCGCCCUGGCGAUGGUGCCCGGCUCCCGGAGGAUGCGGAGCCCGGCUCGGCUGCGCCGCCCGCGCUCUGCCCGCGCACCCGCCCGCGGGACGCCGCGCCCGGCCUGCGCUCCGCGGACAGCGGACCCGGCGGCGCUGGCGGCGCCGCUCCGCUGCCCACAGGACUCCUCCGGCUGGUGAUUUUGGCCGUCCUUGUCGUCGCUCUCCCCCUCGCCUCGGUUUGAUCGGAAAAUCGUGCCCGAACCGUCCAAAUUCGGGAUUGCCUCGACCUCGCAGGGGCGGAUGGAAACGACGGCAGCGAGAGCCAAGGCUUGGGACGCGAGUGCCGUGCCUCAAGUUAUAGCCCUCGCAGCGCUUUCGCUCUGCCUAGCCCCCUGAAAACAAACCCCCUACCAGCCCAUAUAUUUCUUGGUAAUCGAAAAUACUCACCAGACCCAGCCUACUACGGUUAUUAAGCAAAUUAUGCCAGCAGACGGGAGUAUCGUUUGCAAGCUAAGGCACAAGAUUUUUUUUUUUAAGAGGCAACAGCCAGACGCUUUUGCAGCCUCGCGAUUUGGCUCGCCCAGAGAGAUACUCCUAGGGUAUAUUUUACGGUCCAAUCCCGGAAAGCCAACUGGAGAGGGAAGUCAUGAAGCACAAGGGCUGCUGCCUAUGUGACUCUUCCCCUAGAAGCAAGGUUGCUGAGGAAGAUCCUGUUAAACAAUGGCUCGGGCAUCGGCGGCCAAUUGUUCUCCAUACUGUACGCCCGAUAACCAAAGGAAAAAAAAGGAAAAAAAUAGAAAGCGAAAGAAAACCCCCAAAAAAGGAAAGAAACGCAACACACCGAGGCUUCCUCGGGAGCAAUAAACUAUUUUUGGAGGAAGUGCUAUUCCCUAGGAAAAAAUCACGACUCUCCGCUUCAGACUCCUGCUUGGGUGCAACUUCUUAUGUGGGGGCCUGGAGGUGUCAAAACUUUGAAGAUUAAUGGAUUACUUUGUUAAUGACUCGAGGCGUCAGAUUGAGGUGCUUAAAUGAUUUGUGAGGUGCAGAGCGUUUUCCUGACAGUCCCAAACAAUGAGAGAAGAGUGCGCGGGUGGAGGCGAGGGAGGCGGCAAGCUGCAGGACAAGCAGCCGCACACACACACUCGCACACACACACACACACACACACACACACACACUCACACGCACACACACACACACUCGCAGCCUCUCACACAAACAUACACAUGCACACGCACCCCCCACUUCAUUUCACAUUAGGACGCCAAGGGGCUAGAUACUAGAGAUAUCAUUUCCCUCUUUAAAAAAAGUGUAAAUAAAGCCUUUCUGGCCCCCAAUGAGGCGUUCCUUCCCGACUUUUUUGGAUCAAUCAAACAGACAGUGGCUUCUUUUGAUUAAAGCCCAAAUUGUCAUUGGGCAGAGGCAAUCAUGUGACAGCCAAUUCGGUCCAAUUUCAACCUUGUCUCCAUGAAUUCAAUAGUUUAAUAGUAGCACGGUCCCCAUACGGCUGUAAUCAGUGAAUUAGAAAAAAAACACCCCACCAGCGAUCUUCUAUGAUAUAUUUUUUUCUUCUCUCUCUCCUUUUUCCUGGGCCUUCCCCCCCCAAGCCCCCUGAAUCCGAGGGAACUUUUUCUCCGCGGGGGCUGCGAGUUGAAGGCCAUGAAUUUCGAAUUUGAGCGAGAGAUUGGUUUUAUCAAUAGUCAGCCAUCGCUUGCUGAGUGCCUGACAUCUUUUCCCCCUGUCGGUGAUACAUUUCAAAGUUCAUCAAUCAAGAACUCGACGCUUUCACACUCGACACUGAUUCCUCCUCCUUUUGAGCAGACCAUCCCCAGCCUGAACCCAAGCAGCCACCCGCGCCACAGCGGCGGCGGCCGCCCCAAGGCGAGCCCCCGCGGCCGCAGCGGCAGCCCGGGCCCCGCCGGCGCCCCGCCGCCCCCGGAGUACCCCUGGAUGAAAGAGAAAAAGGCGUCCAAGCGAUCCGCGCUGCCGCCCGCCUCGGCCUCCGCCUCAGCCGCUGGACCAGCCUGCCUGAGCCACAAAGACCCCCUUGAAAUCCCCGAUAGUGGUAGCGGUGGAUCUAGGCGGCUGAGGACGGCUUACACCAAUACCCAGCUUUUGGAGCUAGAAAAAGAAUUUCAUUUCAACAAGUAUCUCUGUAGACCAAGGCGGGUUGAGAUCGCAGCUUUGCUGGAUUUGACUGAGAGACAAGUCAAAGUCUGGUUCCAGAACAGAAGGAUGAAGCACAAGAGACAGACCCAGUGCAAGGAGAACCAAAACGGUGAGGGGAAAUUUAAGAGCUUAGAGGACUCGGAGAAGGCGGCAGAAGAAGAGGAGGAGAAAUCGCUCUUCGAGCAAGCCCUCAGCAACGUCUCCGGCGCUCUUUUGGAAAGGGAAGGUUACACUUUCCAGCAGAAUGCCCUGGCUCAGCAGCAGGCUCCCAAUGUGCACAAUGGAGAGUCCCAAAGUUUCCCCGUUUCGCCUUUAACGAGCAAUGAGAAAAAUCUGAAACAUUUUCAACAUCAGUCACCCACUGUUCAAAACUGCCUCUCAACAAUGGCCCAGAACUGUGCAGCUGGCCUGAACAAUGACAGUCCUGAGGCCCUAGAUGUCCCUUCUUUACAGGACUUUAGCGUUUUCUCCGCAGAUUCCUGCCUACAGCUUUCAGAUGCAGUUUCCCCCAGUUUGCCAGGAUCUCUGGACAGUCCCGUAGAUAUUUCUGCUGACAGUUUUGACUUUUUUACAGACACACUCACCACAAUUGACUUGCAGCAUCUGAAUUACUGAGAAAUUAAAGACGUCCUCUCAAGGGUCCUGCCUUCUCCUCCUUAUUCUUCCUUUUUAUUUUUCCAGUGAAUUAAUUUUAUUCCCCCCCCUCCCAUUUUCCCGGUCAGUAUUUUCUGUUUAUUACCUCCCUUUGCUGUGUUCGAGAGCCACUUUACCAUUUCUUAUGAAGUUUUAGUUGUGUUCAAUUUUAACCUAGCCACAUUCUAGGUCCUUCUAUGAAAGCAAUAUAUGAGGUCUGUAAGAAAGUGAUCAUAUAGGAAUUGUAUCUUCACUUUCUUUUUAUUUUUGUAUUACAUUAGGAUGCGUUGUCAUAAGUAUUUUUGGUAGAAUAAAUUCUUGUUUGCUACAA
Messenger RNA from Dromaius novaehollandiae (emu), 3118 nucleotides. RefSeq names its product homeobox A2 (gene HOXA2). Lineage: Eukaryota; Metazoa; Chordata; Aves; Casuariiformes; Dromaiidae. Gene Ontology annotation, biological process: regulation of transcription by RNA polymerase II. The record is from RefSeq and is a predicted model, not a curated record. Gene Ontology annotation, molecular function: DNA-binding transcription factor activity, RNA polymerase II-specific; RNA polymerase II cis-regulatory region sequence-specific DNA binding. The coding region runs from base 1645 to 2769 and encodes 374 amino acids. The transcript is spliced from 2 exons. Gene Ontology annotation, cellular component: nucleus.